Lacerta agilis (Sand lizard) is the source of this 1224-nucleotide messenger RNA. RefSeq names its product erythroblast NAD(P)(+)--arginine ADP-ribosyltransferase-like. The transcript is spliced from 4 exons. Gene Ontology annotation, molecular function: NAD+-protein-arginine ADP-ribosyltransferase activity; NAD+ poly-ADP-ribosyltransferase activity. Lineage: Eukaryota; Metazoa; Chordata; Lepidosauria; Squamata; Lacertidae. The record is from RefSeq and is a predicted model, not a curated record. The coding region runs from base 141 to 977 and encodes 278 amino acids.
CGUUUGUCACAAUACUGUCCCUUCAGUUUGCGUCAGGAUUUCCAGAUAGGGGAAAGCCUCAAAGAUAUCCACUGCUUCAGUCAACUUACAUUACCUGACACAGUUCUUGUACAACUGUGGACAUACUGUGGGGCAUCAGGAUGGAGAAUCCACAGCAUGUUACAUUUCUGCUAGUUGCUUUCAUUGUGUCCUCUGCUCAAGCGACUGCAGAGGCUGGCUCCAGUGAAAUGUCAACAAAUAGAUCCAACCCGAUAUUGAACAUGGCACAUUACUCCCUUGAUGACAAGUACGAAGGCUGCCUGGCGAGCAUGCAGAGCAUCCUGAAGUCUCUCCUUCUAAGUGAGCUGAAUAUGUCUAGGAUUUAUAAGGAAGCAUGGGAGGAAGCACUGUUUAAUUGGCAGGAGAACCAGUCCUGGUUAUACCCUAGGAAUAUGGAAGAGCUCUCUGAAGUGGCUAUCUGGGCAUACACUCUAGAAUACCCUUCACUCUACAGGAAGUUCAAUGCUGCCACCCGCACAGCAGGAAAAGGGCCUGAGGAAUAUGAGGCUUACCCUUUCAAGUCCCUGCAUUUCCUCUUAACCCAGGCAACCCUGUCAUUCAAACUAAAGGACCACAGGUGUGUUAAGGUCUACAGGGGCACUGAUGUGAUGUUUUCAAUCAAUGACCUCUUCAGGUUUGGGCAGUUCACUUCCACAUCAGAGAACUCGAAGGUGGCUGAAGCGUUUGACACUGUAACCUUCUUCAAAUUGUUCACCUGCGAGGGGAUUGAUAUAAGUGAGAUGUCAUUUAUGGAUGAAGAGGAGGUGUUGGUCCCUCCCUAUGAAAUUUUCAAGGUCACCGCAGUUGAAGUCACCUUAGAUGGCAAGACCGUAGAUGCCAAGUCAGUGGGGACUUGCAGCUACCACAACUGUGCUUUUGAGGGAGAAGGUUGGGAUAAUAACCACGCCUGUCCUGGACAUCAAGUGCUGUAUUUGUGAGACCUCAUCAUCCCAGUGAUGUCAGGUUGUGGCCUGCCAAGAAUAACGCUUUGCAAGAAUCUCUGUGGCCUUUCCACAUUGUCUAUGUCUAUAUUUGUAGAUGUCGGGUCAAGAAUCUGAAGGAAUGCUGGCCCCAUAGCAAUUUUAUUUCCCCUUUUACAGGUAGCAAAAUUAGGGUGGGGAGAGAUUUCAGCACUUUUUGAGAAUGGCAAAAAGAGGGCAAAAGGAGUGAGGGAUGUAGGCCUUA